Molecule: messenger RNA, 2590 nt
Organism: Peromyscus maniculatus bairdii (prairie deer mouse)
Lineage: Eukaryota; Metazoa; Chordata; Mammalia; Rodentia; Cricetidae
Gene: Wnt3a
Product: Wnt family member 3A
Biological process (GO): neuron differentiation; multicellular organism development; cell fate commitment
Cellular component (GO): extracellular region
Molecular function (GO): frizzled binding; cytokine activity
Source: RefSeq, a predicted model, not a curated record
AUGGCUCCUCUCGGAUACCUCCUAGUGCUCUGCAGCCUGAAGCAGGCGCUGGGCAGCUACCCGAUCUGGUGGUCCUUGGCUGUGGGGCCCCAGUACUCUUCCCUGAGCACUCAGCCCAUCCUCUGUGCCAGUAUCCCAGGUCUGGUGCCCAAGCAGCUUCGCUUCUGCAGGAACUAUGUGGAGAUCAUGCCCAGUGUGGCUGAAGGUGUCAAGGCUGGCAUCCAGGAGUGCCAGCACCAGUUCCGAGGCCGGCGUUGGAACUGUACCACCGUCAGCAACAGCCUGGCAAUCUUUGGCCCUGUUCUGGACAAAGCCACCCGGGAGUCAGCCUUUGUCCACGCCAUUGCCUCUGCUGGAGUGGCCUUUGCAGUGACGCGCUCCUGUGCAGAAGGCUCAGCCGCCAUCUGUGGGUGCAGCAGCCGCCUCCAGGGCUCCCCGGGAGAGGGCUGGAAGUGGGGCGGCUGCAGUGAGGACAUUGAAUUUGGCGGAAUGGUGUCUCGGGAGUUUGCUGAUGCCAGGGAGAACCGGCCAGAUGCCCGCUCUGCCAUGAACCGUCACAACAACGAGGCUGGGCGCCAGGCCAUCGCCAGUCACAUGCACCUCAAAUGCAAAUGCCACGGACUCUCCGGCAGCUGCGAAGUGAAGACCUGCUGGUGGUCGCAGCCGGACUUCCGCACUGUCGGGGAUUUCCUCAAAGACAAGUACGACAGCGCCUCGGAGAUGGUGGUGGAGAAACACCGCGAGUCCCGUGGCUGGGUGGAGACCCUGAGACCACGUUACACGUACUUCAAGGUGCCCACAGAGCGCGACCUGGUCUACUACGAGGCCUCGCCCAACUUCUGUGAGCCGAACCCUGAAACCGGCUCCUUUGGGACGCGCGACCGCACCUGCAACGUGAGCUCGCACGGCAUAGACGGGUGUGACCUGCUGUGCUGCGGGCGCGGCCAUAACGCGCGCACUGAGCGACGAAGGGAGAAGUGCCACUGUGUUUUCCACUGGUGCUGCUACGUCAGCUGCCAGGAGUGCACACGCGUCUAUGACGUGCACACCUGCAAGUAGGAGGGUUCCCAACGGAGGGCGCAGGGCUCAUACUUAGGGGCAGGGUUCUUACCUGGGGGCAGGGUUCCUACUUGGAGGGGUCUCAUACCUGAGGAUCCAGUUCCUACUUGAGGGCAGGGCUCCUACUUGUGAGGGGCUCCUGCUUGGGGUCUGGGUUCCUUUUUAGCGGAGAGGCUCCUGCCUGGGAUACGGGUUUCUACCGAGGGUGGGGCUCCACCUAGGGAUGAAAUUCCAAUCUGGGACGGGGGUCCUACCCCAUAUGGGUUGGGCUUCUCUCUUGACCCCGACAGGGCUCAAAUCGGUACAGGUGAGCAACUCCCUCAACUAGUUGGGGUUCGUGGAUGGGCGGGGAGGGAUUGGGGUCCCUCCUCCCAGAGGCGCUGCUCUAGAUAGAUUGAGAGGGUGCUUCAGGGUGGGCCCUACUGGGCUUGGGGAUCCAGUGGGGGCGGGACUUCACCCUGAGUGGUUAGAACUUCUGAGCACGAAGAAAGGAAGGAGACCCCCUUCCGUUGGGGUGAGGCAAGGCUUCACCGAGGACUCAUGGAACAAACUCCAGGGAAGGAGGAGCUCCUAAGGAAGCCUAGGUUCUGAGCAGGCAAUUCAGCUACUAUAUGGCUCCUUUUCAGUCCCCGUGUACAGUUCCAACUGCAAGCCUCAUCCGUACAUAGCAGGAUCUCCUGAUGGAAUGAGCCAUGGAGAACUCAGGGGUGACGCCGAUCUCACCCCCAUGCCUGGGAACUCCUUUCCAAGCUCUGCACCCCUUCUGCCUGGGCGUUCCUACCCUCCUUACCAGAUCUCCCCUGAGGGAGAUUUGCAAUCCCCCAGAGUUAAAGUGACCAAGCAUGGAACAGAGCUCUAUCCUGAGUAGAGAGGGUACUUAGCGGAUGGGGUCUGCUAAGAAGGAUCCUGGAGCCUGGCAUCUUACCACCAUAGCCUCUCACUCUCUCUGCCCUGACACCUAACACUCAGGUCUCUUCCCAGGAAACCUUCCCAGUUCAUCUGGCAGUGAUGCCCAGGCCCCAAAGGUGCUCAGAGAUUUUGGCCUCACUUUGAGUUGUAUGGACUUCAGGGACAUUAGGGCAUAGUCAGGCUGCAGAGACAAAGUGUCUCCUGGAGCCUCCCCCCUCCCCAAGUUCAAGACCAACCCUCAGAGCCUGCUGUUGAGGCAACGGUCACCAGAUCUGUUGGCCACCAGCCUGUCUCCAAGCUUCUCUUGUGUCUGUCUGGCCUGGAAGUGAGAUGCUGCAGGCCAUCUGCCUCAAGAGCUUCUGAAUCUCUGCCACUGUGAAUUGUCCCCACCUCCAGGCAGGGGAGGGGACAUGGCCACAUAGGAGUGUGCCCCAGGAGCGUCGAAGAAAGGCUCUACACGGUGACUGUCUUUUGCCUGGAACUUGGCGUUUGGUGUUGUAAUUUUAUUUCCAAUGCUGCUAUAUCCACCAUCACUGGAAUUAGAUAAACGUGACUUUUUUUCUUUUUUCUUUUCUUUCUAUGAAAGAAAUUAUUUUAGUUUAUAGUGUGUUUGUUUCAAAUA